Molecule: messenger RNA, 6256 nt
Organism: Ficedula albicollis (Collared flycatcher)
Lineage: Eukaryota; Metazoa; Chordata; Aves; Passeriformes; Muscicapidae
Gene: MORC2
Product: MORC family CW-type zinc finger 2
Exons: 27
Coding region: 1418-4297 (959 amino acids)
Cellular component (GO): nucleus
Molecular function (GO): zinc ion binding
Source: RefSeq, a predicted model, not a curated record
CCGAUGGCGACCGCUGCCGCCAUGUCCCUGGGCAAUUACAGCAGCCUGAACCGGGCCCAGCUUACCUUCGAAUACCUGCACACCAACUCUCAGAUUUUUGCAUGUCGGCAGUGAACCCCCCAAAAUAACACCUCUUGAGAAGAGGCAAAGCCAUUAUUUGAAAUGAAUUUCUUCUGAGCACAUGUCUAGAAAGCGAGAAGCACCAUCAGGAAGCAGCGCUUAUUGGGGUCAGGCACCCAUCAACAUCUGCCUGCUGCUUCUAAGCCUUGUAAUGCCAUGUAUAGAGGAGAUGAAAGAGCUUGUUCUGUCUGAACUGGAAGAACUCUGUGGAACCACUUGACAUAGCUUCAUUUUGAUCAGCUGGUCAGUCACCGGCAUAAGAUUGUCUGCUGAUGUUCUAUGGAAGAGUUGACUUACUGUUAUCCAUCAACAGAAGAACAAAUAAAGUGCAGGUUUAUUUUUUUUCCCCUUUUCAACAUGUGAAGGAUCACAGUGGUCUGUAGCAGUCUAAAGAUGGCACAGAAACACUGGCAACUUGGUUUCAAAGUAUUUUUGUCUAGUUCUGUUGAGAUGAGGUACAUCUGCAAGAAGAGUUAAGACUAAUCUCACAUAUGCCAAGACCAUUGCAAUCCAUUUAUUUUCAGAAUCAGGAAAGUAAUGGGCUUUGAACAGGGAAUUAAACCUAGUAAUGGCUCCAUGUCACAUUUGGGUCUGCUCUCUAGCUUGGCUGGUUGCAGUUGUAUAUGGAGUGAACAGUCUGGUGCCUGAAGAUGGACAAUAUUGAACCAUGUUGUGGUGCAUUUGUUAAUUUGUGAAACGCUCAUGUCCAGCUCCAGAAGACAAUCUUUUUUAUGGAUUAGAAGACUCUGCAGAUGAUGGCAGUGCUCUGUGAGCAGGUUGUGUUUGCCUGCAAAGCUCCAGAAAUCUAUCCAUCUUCAUAAGAAGAUGAAGCCUGUGCUGUAGAAAAGACUGAGUUGCUGCUGCUGCUCUCAAGUAUAUUUAAGCUACUUCGUGUUGCCGUUGUGCUUACGCUGCCGUCUGCUUGUGUGCUGCGUGUCUACAGUGAUAACUGCAUUACUGAAUUCUUGGGAGGAGCUGGAAGCUAAUGCUUGGAUAAGCCAAAGCCAGAGCUUCUUGUCCAUCGUGAACAAAGAGUCUUUUGAGGUUAUGGGAAUCAGUGCAUAAGUCAAAUGCUUCCCUAAGAAUGGCAAUGGGAGUAAUGGAAGUCAAGAAAAAAAAAAAGAAAGCGCCAAACUAAACCAUAACAGAUAACCUUUCCUGCUCCUCUAGUAAAAAAAAAACUACCCAUGAGUUCUUGUUCGGUGCCCUUGCUGAACUUGUAGAUAAUGCCAGAGAUGCAGAUGCCACGAGAAUAGACAUUUAUACUGAGCGACGAGCGGACCUGCAAGGUGGAUUCAUGCUGUGUUUUUUGGAUGAUGGAACAGGAAUGGAUUCAAAUGAAGCAGCCAGUGUUAUCCAGUUUGGUAAAUCAGCCAAGCGAUCACCUGAGUCCACUCAAAUCGGGCAGUAUGGAAACGGCUUGAAAUCGGGUUCCAUGCGAAUUGGGAAGGAUUUUAUCUUGUUCACGAAGAAAGAUAACACCAUGACUUGCCUCCUUUUGUCGCGGACGUUCCAUGAGGAAGAAGGCAUCGACGAGGUCAUUGUUCCCCUACCCACGUGGAACGCACGGAGCCGUGAACCUGUGACGGACAACAUGGAGAAAUUUGCUAUUGAGACGGAGCUCAUUUACAAGUAUUCCCCUUUCAAAUCAGAACGGGAAGUGAUGGACCAGUUCAAUAAGAUACGUGGUGAGAAAGGCACCCUGGUGAUCAUCUUUAACCUCAAACUAAUGGAUAAUGGAGAGCCAGAGCUGGAUGUGAUUUCUGACCCUCAAGAUAUUCAGAUGGCAGAAACACCCCCAGAAGGAACCAAGCCCGAGCGCCGCUCCUUCCGUGCCUAUGCUGCUGUGCUUUAUAUUGAUCCCAGGAUGAGGAUCUUCAUCAACGGACACAAAGUACAAACCAAACGACUCUCAUGCUGCCUCUACAAGCCAAGGAUGUACAAAUACACUUCAAACCGUUUCAAGACCCGUGCAGAGCAAGAGGUGAAGAAAGCAGAGCACAUGGCGAGGAUAGCGGAAGAGAAGGCUCGUGAGGCGGAGAGCAAAGCCCGUGCCCUCGAGCUACGCCUCGGUGGGGAUCUCACGCGGGAGUCCAGGGUGACACUGCGUCAGGUCCAGAACUCGGCCAUAACCAUGCGGCGGGAGGCUGACGUCAAGAAAAGAAUUAAAGAUGCAAAGCAGCGGGCACUGAAGGAGCCCAAGGAGUUGAAUUUUAUCUUUGGGGUGAACAUUGAGCAACGCGAGCUGGAUGGCAUGUUCAUUUAUAACUGCAGUCGGCUGAUCAAGAUGUAUGAGAAGGUGGGCCCACAGCUGGAGGGUGGCAUGGCAUGUGGAGGAGUGGUAGGUGUGGUGGAUGUGCCCUAUUUGGUUCUGGAGCCAACCCAUAAUAAACAAGACUUUGCUGAUGCCAAAGAGUAUCGACACUUGCUGAAGGCCAUGGGAGAACAUUUGGCUCAAUAUUGGAAGGAUGUUGCAAUAGCCCAGAGAGGUAUCAUCAAGUUCUGGGAUGAAUUUGGCUAUUUAUCAGCAAACUGGAACCAGCCUCCGUCUAGUGAGCUGCGCUACAAGCGCAGGAGAGCCAUGGAGAUCCCCACCACAAUUCAGUGCGAUGUCUGUCUGAAGUGGCGGACUCUACCGUUCCAGCUGAGCUCAGUGGAGAAGAACUACCCUGACAGUUGGGUGUGCUCCAUGAACCCUGAUCCUGGACAAGACAGAUGUGAGGCAGCAGAGCUGAAGCAGAAGGUACCACUGGGAACUCUAAAAAAAGACUUGAAAUCAAAUGAGGAAAAGCAGAAACAACUGACAGAGAAAAUCCGCCAGCAGCAGAAAAAGCUGGAAGCUCUGCAGAAAACCACUUCAAUUCGGUCUCCAGCUGACUUAAAGAAACUGCCUCUGGAAGUGACCACAUGGCCUUCAAGGGAGCACACCCAAGCUCAGCGCCCGCGAUCUCCUCCUUUGCCUGAUAUAAUCAAGAAUGCUCCCAGCAGACCACCAGGAUCUUCACCUCCUCCCAGGUCCUGCAGUCAGCUGAAAAAGACCUCUUCAGAUCGUCCAAAUACCAGCUCUGCCAAGCUAGUCAGCAUGCCCUUCAAGGAGGAGGCCAGCACUUCCAGGACACACCAUCACACUGUUACAGCUGGGAAGUCUAACAGCACUUUAAAAACUCUUGCCAAGCCAGGUGCAAUCAUGAAGUCUCUCUCUGGCCUGCAGAGCCCCAAAAGCCCACGUGAGACACCCAAUCCAAAAGCUGCCAAAGUACCAGCAGUAAGGAAAUCUGCCUCUGGCAGAUGUUUACAGGCCUCCAGCACGCGAAAGAGGGCCUUGAACAUCCCAGAGGAUGGGUCUGAGGAGGAGGGGGAGCCCAAAAAGGAGAGGACAAAACGAGGAAAACUUUUGGCAGCGAAAGAGAAGGAUUCCAAUGAGGUGGUGGUGGAGCUCACAGACAGUGCUGGAGAGGAAGAGUUGUUGGAACUGAAGAAAGCACAGAAAGAUAAGGGGCUGCACGUGGAGGUGCGUGUGAACAAGGAAUGGUUCACAGGCCGUGUAACGGCUGUGGAAAGGGUCAGGCACACAGUCCGGUGGAAGGUGAAGUUUGAUUAUGUCCCUACAGACACCACACCAAGGGAUCGCUGGGUUGAGAAGGGCAGUGAGGAUGUAAGGCUUAUGAAGCCUCCCUCUCCUGAGUACCAGGUUCCAGACACACAGCAGGAAGAGGAGGUGGUCAUGGCUGAACCUUCUACCUCGGAUUGCAUCAGAAUCGAGCCUGACACCACUGGUCCCAGCAGCAGCCAAGAAACAGUUGACUUGCUAGUCCAGAUCCUUCGGAAUUGUUUGCGAUACUUCUUGCCUCCUAAUUUUCCAAUCUCCAAGAAUGAGCUGAGUUCCAUGAGCUCAGAAGGGUUGUUGGCAUUUCCCUUGAAAGAAUAUUUUAAGCAGUAUGAGGUGGGUCUGCAGAACCUGUGCAAUUCAUAUCAGACACGUGCCGAUGCCCGGGCCAAAGCCUGCGAGGAAAACCUGCGGAACUCAGAGAGGAAGCUGAGGGAAACAGAAGAAAAACUGCAGAAGUUGAGGACUAAUAUCAUGGCCCUUUUGCAGAAAGUGCAGGAGGACAUUGAUAUUAAUACAGAUGAUGAACUGGAUGCAUAUAUUGAGGACUUGAUCAUGAAAGGAGACUGAGCAGCUCCAGUACAAGUCCUGGAGAGAUGCAGAAGAGCUGGCUGCUGCAAAGGGUGAUGUGGAUCUCUGUGCAAGUGGUCUGCGGCAGCUGAUGAGGAGAGAGUUUUUUAGACAGUGCUCAUGUUGGUGUACAACUUGUUCCUGUGACUGUACAUGAGAAACAUUCCUGCUGUUGGCAGGAAAAUUUUUAACUUUGUAGUUCUCUGAAUCUCUUCCUUUUGUUUAUAAAUAUUUAUUUUGAAAGAAAUGGGAACUGUGCCUGGUAAGAUGGAUGUUUUUACCGAUGUAGAAGUGUGAGUACCCCUUUUGCAACUUGAGUAUAUUCAUAUGCUAAACCUGGGAGCUCGGAGCACUGUGCUUGGCUUACCGGUUCUCCAGUAAGAACCUGGUAGCAAUUAAAAAAUAAGCCUUGAGUUGUAGCAGAGUGGUUUAGGAUUUUUUUGUGGAAGAUACUGAAGUUGGGCUAGAGAAAGCCAAGCCAUGAAUUGGAGCUAUAGAGAGGAGAUGUCCGUGUAUGAGUGUGAGCAGAAGGGAUGGAACCUCGGUAGAACUCAGAAAUUUGUCACUGGCACCUGCAGUGAGCUUUCUGAACAGCAGGUCACUUCAAGUAGGUGUAACUGCUAGCAUGGUAACAGCUAAGAGGGUGAGGGUCCUUCUAGAAAAGGAUCACCUCCUAGACUGCUCACGGUGGGCUGUGAGCAUCAGAGGAAGAAUGCUGGAGUUCUGGUUCUCUGCUUGCAGUCACUUUAUCACUCAGUUCCACUGCUGUUUCUUUGAGACAUAAUUACAGCAUCAGAAGAACUCCUUGACUGCCUGACAAUAAAGUGACCCCCCUGUUCUAUUUUCAGCCCCUCAGGUUUGUGUUGCUUUGAUCAAUUCGCUCUACCAGGUAAUUUUAUUAUUAGAGUUUUCUAAUUAUUAGAGGCUAUUUGGAGCCUUCAGAGUUCUACACCACUGAUUGGCAUCUGGCCCUAUGCCUGCAGCAAGGAAAACACCUGUCCCUUAAUCCUUCAGCUGCAGCCAGCUCCUGGUAGGCCACUUGCAGACAAGAGGACUUCGUCAGAGUUUGUCAGCUGGCCAGCAGCUUCUUGGGCCUGCUAGGACAAAGUGUCUCUGGACUCAUGCUCAGAAACUGGAGUCCCUUGCAGGCCAGAUGGUUGGAGAAACAUGGUGUGAGCAAGAGGUACCUACUAUCAGGGAGAUCAGGUGGAGUGGACCCUUGGGGUUGACACCUGGAUGUGUAAUAGAUAUUUUGCAGAAAACCCUUCCAAAUUAAAUACCUGUUGCACGGAAAAUCUUUGGCACUGAUUGUUUAUAGUCCUGAAGAACUCCCAAGUUUCUGCUCACCACAGAAGAGAGGGAAGGCUUUUGCUUAUUACCUGAAUUCCAGGUGCUUGUCACAGCACACCAUGAGACUGCUUCCAUCCAGAAUCUGGGCCUGACAUCCCACAAUAAGUGAAGGUAAGGAGUAUUCCCCAUCCUCCAUACACCUUCCUGCAUAGAGGGGCAGCAUUUCUUGAACAAAGGAGCAGGGUCCACCGGUCUCCAUUUCCUCACACAUACUGGAGGUUUGUUAGUUGUGAUGAUGCGCUGCAGUUUCUGAUGAGAAUAAUCUGGAGAAGAUGCAUUUUUUAUUAAGGUGAAAGACAAAGUCUUCAUCCUUCCCAGGAGGCAGCAGACAUUGUAGAGAAGGAGAUUUUGUAAUAUUUUCUACUACACACAGGCUAUAAUUUCUGACACCCAGAGAGCACCAGUGUGGGGCUAACAGCUCUUGCACGGUUCUUGAGCUUCCUGGCACAGUUUGAUUUCCUACUUCGCUCAUGUUAGGAAAGUGCAAUUGUUUUGAGGUUUGGGUUUUUUCCCCCUCUGUUCUGUGGAAUUUCUCAGUUCCAUUUUAACUCUAGUUUUUUAAUGCAUUUAAUUUUUUUCAUCUUCUAGCAAGGUUUUUUGCUAGGAAGA